UCCACAACGCACUGAUCGACAAAUUGUAACAUAGCCACUUAAAGAAGAAACCAGGAAGAAUCGUCAAGAUGGGUGGAACGAAACGAAUGUCGGCCGAGGAGAAGCGCAAGGUGAUCUUGGGGUAAGCGCCACGAGACUGCACAGCUGCGUGCCCUAUUGGUUCGUCUUCUUCUUUUGUUCGCAGUCCUCACCCAUGGACGAUUGAUUUCGCCUGUUCCUCCAUACUUUCACUCUUCUUCCUUUCGCAACGCAGUAUUUACCACAAGGAGCAACUGGUCUACACCGAGAAGGAAAUCACAUCGCUGGCGGCCAAGGCGGGCGUCAACGCCAACUCGAUCCCGGACAUCCACCAGGGAAUGAUCGACGACGCCCUGGUCGAAAAGACCAAGAUCGGCGGAAGCAACUAUUUCUGGAGCUUCAAGGCCAAGAAAGACCGGGCGGCGCAGGUCAGAUACGAAACUACGCUGAAAGCCAUAGAGGAACUCAAGCCCAGGGUGGCCGAGGCCGAAGCCAGGCUUGCGGACGCGAAGCGCGGUCGCGAGGAAGACGACGACGGUGACGGAAGGGAAAGCGGAUCCUCUGAGAAGGAUGGCGGCGACGAAGGAUCCGGAGCGGUUCCCGUGCGUGGACGAGCCAAGAAACUCGCACGCCUGGAAGAGCUUGGCAAGGAAAAGGCCGCCCUCCAGACGGAACUCGACAAGCUCAAGGAAAACGAUCCAGCAACCCUCGCAGACCUCGAAAAGGAACUCAAGCUUGUCACACAGGUGCGAAUAAACGAAGGGACAUGCACAAAUUUACAGGAAGCAAGCAUGUUGCAUCAUUUUGUUUCCGUUUGCAUCCCUCUGCAUGAAGCAUGUCUUUCCUUCCCGUCUCUCACACGGUGUACCCCGCGUGCCAAAAUUGCUUCUUCUCUAUUCCAUUCUUUUUGACAAUGAAUGAAUCAAAUAUGCAUAUGGCGAUUGUUAUUCAGGCCGCCCAUCGCUGGACGGACAAUAUUUUCGAGUGCAAGAGCUACCUUGUGAAGAAACGUGGAAUGCAGAAAAAGGAGGCGUGCAAGUUUCUUCAAAUCUCUUCCGACUUCGAUUGUGAGUGCCAUGGCUUGUCUAAUAUUAUUAUAUUGUGUUUUAACCGUUGAUGACAAACUUGAUGGACAAUGUUUUCCGUUUCUAUGGUCAACCAACAAUGCAUCUUCUUCAUUUCAAUCUUGUUGCUUCUCAACAGAUCCCGAGGAGACGAAUUAGCAAUUUUUUCGAUGGCGCUAUGAAUAUGGAAAUAUAUGGGAACGUCCCAAAAUGCAUUCCGUCGCUUGCAAGCGAGGAUUGUGGGAUAUCGCAGUGCAGUCAGAGUCCUCAUCGCCGCCAACGGCAACACCAUUCCCAAUUCUUUUGUGAAACAGCAAUGAGCACGAAACAGAACUCCUGGUGGAGAGAUAUGCCACUGUUGAAGGAUGCGAUAUCGCCUCCCACCGCGUUCUAGAACUUAUUUGAAUGAUGGUUGUUGUAAUACACAUUGAUAAGAUUGACGACAUCGGAAUUUUUCUACUCGUCAGACAGUCGUUGAUGCUUGAAGAAAAGAAGACUGAUUUGCAUGAACAUAUCAAUUACACGAUAACAUUAGGUGUCCAACUCUCAGGUUGGGACCAACAUCUGUACUUGCGAUCACCCAAGAUCCUAUGAAAAAAUACUCUCCGCAAAGAAACAUAUAUUUUUUCUGUAAAAUAAUAAUGCCUGUAAUGGGCGCAAACAAUUUUUUCAACUGAAUCAAGAUACUAACAAGAUCUUAUUGCACGAUUGAUCCCUUUGCAAAUGAUUAGUUUUUCUGUGAUUUAUUUCGAUCCACUCGCACCAACUAUUUUUAAUACUUUGAACACGCCGUGCCAUGCUAAGGUUUGUAUGGAUAGAAAGCUGAUUGCAUAAUAGUGAUUGCAUUCAACUCCAGCCUGCUUGUGGAUAAGUGGCCAACUUCAAAUUAUAGCGUUUUGUACAGUUUUGAAAGACAUGUCACACCUGAAGAUGCUUCGGGGAAACUUUCAUAUCCAGGUUCGAGUCAAAAUCCAUACCAUCUCCUCAAGUUCGAGUAUGGGUUUGUCCGUAUGACGGAUUGAUCAGUAUGUCUAGAAACAGGCAGUGCGACAAGAUCAACUCUGGAAAGGAUGUCGCGUCAAAGUACAAGUAUUGAUAGAGGCCAACAAGCUGCUGCCAGGACCAAUCUGCGUUCAAUCUUGAAAACCAGCGCUCGCCAUGUGACACAUCCGAAAAUAGAUCGAUCGAUCCACUUUGCUUAGCUUUUCACUUUACUCAACCAUCUAUCCCAUCAAAGAGUCCAGAAAUAAUCAUCAAGGAGAAAUAAGGAAGCAAAGAUGGUCCUGCGAAAGUUCUGCUGCCCACACACCAACACUCGGUUCGGUUCUAUCGUCUCUCCUUCUAUUGCUGUGGCCGUUGCUGCUCGUUCUGGUGGCACUUGCGAAAGACCUCCCACUCGCUUGCACAGGAGGAAACCCUACCACCGUUCUUGGUCAUGCAGGCGGCAACGCAAUCAUACACCUCGGCGCAGGGCCGGCCCGGUUGUGACACCGGAUCGCUCGCAGGCAGGUCC
Messenger RNA from Pseudo-nitzschia multistriata, 2595 nucleotides. Lineage: Eukaryota; Bacillariophyta; Bacillariophyceae; Bacillariales; Bacillariaceae. The record is from the annotation of a GenBank genome assembly.